Glarea lozoyensis ATCC 20868 is the source of this 1977-nucleotide messenger RNA. RefSeq lists its product as uncharacterized. The record is from RefSeq and is a predicted model, not a curated record. Bases 1 to 1977 code for a protein of 658 amino acids. The transcript has 2 exons. NCBI's taxonomy places the organism in Eukaryota, Fungi, Ascomycota, Leotiomycetes, Helotiales, Helotiaceae.
AUGGCAGACACCAUAGGCGCCCAGAUUGAGCCUGCCGUGCGCUUCAGCUACAAACCGCUCGAGUCCCCAGACAGUAUUCGUUUGCUGCUACUUGAGGCUCCGUCGGACGAUCAUGCUGAGAUUAUUACGGGGCAUAUACAACAUACUACUCUUACGCAAUGCGAGCGCGACUUGAUCGAGCCUUAUACGGCGCUUUCGUAUGUGUGGGGCGAUGCUUCAAUUACAAAAGCCGUGCUAGUGGAUGGAGCCCCCGUACAGGUCACAGUUAAUCUGUUCAACGCUCUUCGAGAUAUCAGGGACCAAAAAAGGGUAAUGAGAUUGUGGGCGGACGCUCUUUGCAUCAAUCAGAGUGAUAAUGAGGAGAAAGCGUUGCAAGUGGGCUUGAUGGGUCGAAUCUAUUCUGUAGCGGGAAGCACUAUCAUCUAUCUGGGUAGUCCGAUAUCCAACGACAACAUUGACGGCGUGAGCAAAGCAAUCGGUCAUGACUCCUUGGAUAGAUCUAAGUGUGAUGAUAUCUUGAGAUCGUCAUGGUUCCGGAGAGCAUGGGUAUUUCAAGAAGCGGUUUUGUCUCGCGACCCGAGAAUACAAUUUGGCAAGUGGAGGUGCAAGUGGGAUGAUCUCGUUAAUUUCGCGUCUCAACAACAAGGGAUUGAAAAUACUGCUCAAGCAGGGAACAGGGACAUACCUCUAAUAGCAGACUAUGUCGAAGUCCAAGCUUAUCAAGACAUCACGUCAGCAAAAGCUAUCUUGAACCAGAUGCACAAAGCAAAAGCUGCGCUUCAAACCCGCCACCGGUUUGGUUACGAUGCCACUAAUUCUAUACUAAGGCUAACCCACGCAAGGAGGGGUCUAGGUGCCACUGACCCUAGGGAUUUAAUCUUUGCCAACAUUGGAGUAGCAAAUGAUGGUAAACAGAUCCCCUUGAAGGUUGAUUACACGAGUGACUGCGUCCAAGUUUACCAAGACUUUGCUCGUUAUCAGAUCAUGUAUGGAAACGGUUAUGAGGUGUUUUCGUGUCUUAGUGGCCGACGCUGUGGUAAAUUGGCUGAGAGUCUCCCGAGCUGGGUCCCCGACUGGACGGACUCUGCUGGUGGCCAAUGGGAAGAUUUAACUAGACUAUGUAACGCAUGGCUUACUCUUGAGAGUCCUACGGGGAACAACCCAUCAAGUAAUGUGUUCGCCGAAGACGGAAUCGAACUUAAAACUAGGUAUUAUGGACAUCCUGACAGGUGUAGAUGGCUCCACAAUUAUUCUCGGCCUGCAUGUCGUGGAAAGGCACUAGACAAAGUUGUCCGCAAAAGCGAACCCUUUCAUCCAAUCCGGGACUGGAUAGAAAUCGAGCAUUACCCCUCUAUUGGCCUUCCCUCUUGUUCAGAUAAUAUCGCAUGUUAUCAGAGGCUUAGAAAACUACAUGGCGAUAUCUUACCAGAAAUUAUCAUCUCACAAGAUGGUCGACCGAGUCUUCCGGAAAGAGAUCACAGUUAUAACAAGGUGAUGGCGUGGAGCCAGACCCUUGGCUUCAUAAAAUUGAACAUCACAAAGGGGUUGUCUGAAGAGUAUGUGCUUCUUCGCUUAGAGAGCGGUGGUCUCGCCUGGGUACUUGCUAGCGCACAACCUAACGAGGGGGAUUUGAUUAUUGAAAUCGAAACACUUGGAAUCAAGAAAGGCUCUGUGGUUGAUGAUGAACUCGAAUACUGUGGUGCACGAACAGGGUUCUACUUAAUUCGAAAAUGUCCAACCCUUCUUGAGGACAGCACAUAUCACGAAUUACACGAAGAGCUUCGGGAGCAAUUGGAGAUGAAAAAAGAAUAUUGGGAGGGGAGAACUUUAAUAGCCAUUUGUGAGAAAGAUUACUGUAGUUACAGCACUGAUUUGUUGGUGCCUUGUCAGAUCCUGAUGACAGCUAUUCCACACUUCCCAGAUAAGCUUAUAAUAUCUCGAUCUUCAUUGGAACAACAAUAUUUCCUCUUUCUAUAG